UCCUUUUUCGUUAGAAGCAGCAAUCCCUCACCAUCCACCCACCCACCCAAAAAAAAAAAAUGUCCGUAAACCCACGCAGAUGGAAUUCAUUGUGAUUUCAGUAGUGGCACCACCUGACCAAAUCAAAUGCAUCUGGCAUGCAAUGGAAAACUAUUACAGAGUAGAAGACACUUCAGACGCAUAGUGAAUUGAAAGAACGAAUAUAUGUCUGUUAAUAAAUAAAUAAACAAAUACAUGUGUUUACUGCAAAUCUGGUUCUUACUGUUGAGACCUCACAUCUAAAGUACCUGGAACUUCCGCUUCAUUAGACAGCAGUUCUUCUCCUACGGUAAGACCGUCAGUCGUCUCUCCAGGAAAUACAAAGUUUCAAACUGCAGACUUGUAUUGCUCUUUAUAUAAAAAAGACGUGGAAGUCGGCAUACUUAACUCCAUGGCGAGUUUAAAACACUUUGAGGAACGUGGUUCUUUUGGCCACAUCAUCAGAGGCCCUGUGGAAGAUACAGAUCCUAGCAGUAUUUCCUCAGAAAUGUCAAAAUAUCCAGUUCAAGACACAGGCACACCAAAAGAUGCCUUAGAUGAAGUUACACUGCAAUUAGCUUCGGUUAACCUAAUAUCUCAGCCGGGCAGAAUAAGACAGUAUUUUAUCUUUCAGCCUGAAGACAAUAAGAGCCAGUACAUUUACACAGGACAGAUGUCAACAGAAGAUAGCCCAUGCGAGAAGUGCUCCUGCUCGUCUCUGCCCUCCACCUCUCCUCCUCUGAUCAGCGACUUAAUGAACGAUGAAGACUUGCUGUACAAGCUGCAGCUAAAGCUGGACACCCACCACCCCACUGUCAAAAACUGGAGGAACUUUGCCAGCAAGUGGGGCAUGAGCUAUGACGAGCUGUGCUUCCUUGAACACCGGCCGCAGCAGAGCCCCACCCUGGAGUUCUUGUUACGGAACAGCGAGAAAACGGUGGAGCAGCUGAUAGACCUCUGCAAGCUCUACAAGAGGAUCGACGUCCUGAAGAUGCUGCAGCUUUGGGUGGAAAACGACUGGCCAAAGAGAUGGCACUAAACCCAGUAGCUAGCUAGGAACUAAUCUGUUUAACCUUGUUUGGGAUCUAUAGAGUGCUCCUGUUCAAUUGCUUGUUUUAUUUUUCUUGUUUCUUGUUUGUUUAGUCCCAACCUUUUAAAAAGAAUUUCCACUUUUUAAUAUGGGGGGGGGGGG
This is a messenger RNA of Acipenser ruthenus (sterlet), 1210 nucleotides long. Its product is annotated as ectodysplasin-A receptor-associated adapter protein-like. Lineage: Eukaryota; Metazoa; Chordata; Actinopteri; Acipenseriformes; Acipenseridae. Gene Ontology annotation, molecular function: protein binding. Bases 431 to 1057 code for a protein of 208 amino acids. The record is from RefSeq and is a predicted model, not a curated record. Gene Ontology annotation, biological process: signal transduction. The transcript is spliced from 6 exons.